Molecule: messenger RNA, 768 nt
Organism: Capsicum annuum
Lineage: Eukaryota; Viridiplantae; Streptophyta; Magnoliopsida; Solanales; Solanaceae
Product: 50S ribosomal protein L18, chloroplastic
Exons: 3
Coding region: 120-596 (158 amino acids)
Biological process (GO): translation
Cellular component (GO): ribosome
Molecular function (GO): structural constituent of ribosome; 5S rRNA binding
Source: RefSeq, a predicted model, not a curated record
AAUUUAAAAAUAUUUCCAUUCUUCCACUAAUAUUUCAUAUUAGAGACUCAUAUUCCCUCACCUUAUCCUAUUUAUUAUCUUCAAAAAUUUUCACAGUGUGGCGGUGUGAAGAAGAAGCCAUGUCUUGUGCUUCAUUUUCACUUUCCUUUCUCCACAAGAAGCAGCUUAAUCUCCCAUUUCAUCCCAAAUUGGUGACACCACCAAUCAGAGCUCUUACAAUUGAAGCCAAAGCUAAAACAAGAAGGGAAGACAGAACUGCUAGACAUAUUCGUAUUCGCAAGAAGGUUGAAGGGACACCUGAAAGACCAAGACUGUGCGUCUUCCGUUCCAACAAGCAUAUUUAUGUUCAAGUCAUUGAUGAUUCCAAGAUGCACACACUGGCUUCAGCUUCAACGAUGCAGAAACCAAUCUCCGAGGAAUUCGACUGCUCUGCUGGUCCCACUGAAGAAGUGGCAAAGAAAGUAGGAGAAGUUAUCGCGAAGACCUGCCUAGAGAAAGGGAUCACGAAAGUAGCCUUUGAUCGCGGAGGUUAUCCUUACCAUGGACGGAUUGAAGCUCUUGCUGAUGCUGCACGAGAGCACGGCCUUCAGUUUUAGAAACCGCUCUCUUUCUUCCUAUUUUUCGUUGCACAAAUGACCUUUUCCAAUCUUCCCAUUUGUUCCAGUUUGUAAAACUCAUGACUAACAAGAGGGAUGAACUGGAGUUCAAUUGUAUGAUCUGCAAUCUUUUUGCUCUUAGAUGAGAACUUUGAUUCCUUUGUACUUCAAA